Messenger RNA from Diceros bicornis minor, 1461 nucleotides. It is a transcript of the gene UBA5, whose product is annotated as ubiquitin like modifier activating enzyme 5. Gene Ontology annotation, cellular component: cytosol; cytoplasm. The coding region runs from base 131 to 1345 and encodes 404 amino acids. Gene Ontology annotation, biological process: protein ufmylation. NCBI's taxonomy places the organism in Eukaryota, Metazoa, Chordata, Mammalia, Perissodactyla, Rhinocerotidae. The transcript is spliced from 12 exons. Gene Ontology annotation, molecular function: UFM1 activating enzyme activity. The record is from RefSeq and is a predicted model, not a curated record.
UUCUGGGCUGGGAGGGCCGCGGCUCCGUGCCUCCUCACGUAGCCCUCGCGGGCCCGGCAGGUCUAGCAGCGUGGGGCGGCGGCGGCGGCGGCGGCCGGGGCUGGGAGCGCUGGCGGCCGGGGUCCCAGCCAUGGCCGAGUCUGUGGAGCGGCUGCAGCAGCGGCUGGAGGAACUGGAGCGGGAACUGGCCCGGGAGAGAAGCCUGCGGGCCCAGGGGGGCGGCGACGGAGGCGGCGGCCGGGCCCGCAUCGAGAAGAUGAGCCCCGAGGUGGUGGACUCCAACCCCUACAGCCGCCUGAUGGCACUGAAACGAAUGGGAAUUGUAAGCGACUAUGAGAAAAUUCGUACCUUUGCUGUAGCAAUAGUAGGUGUUGGUGGAGUUGGUAGUGUGACUGCUGAAAUGCUGACAAGAUGUGGCAUUGGUAAGUUGCUACUCUUUGACUAUGACAAGGUGGAACUGGCCAAUAUGAAUAGACUUUUCUUCCAACCUCAUCAAGCAGGAUUAAGUAAAGUUCAAGCAGCAGAACAUACUUUGAGGAACAUUAAUCCUGAUGUUCUUUUUGAAGUACACAACUACAAUAUAACCACAGUAGAGAACUUUCAACAUUUCAUGGAUAGAAUAAGUAAUGGUGGAUUAGAAGAGGGAAAACCUGUUGACCUAGUUCUUAGCUGUGUGGACAAUUUUGAAGCUCGAAUGACAAUAAAUACAGCUUGUAAUGAACUUGGACAAACAUGGAUGGAGUCUGGGGUCAGUGAAAAUGCAGUUUCAGGGCAUAUACAGCUCAUAAUUCCUGGAGAAUCGGCUUGUUUCGCGUGCGCUCCACCGCUGGUAGUUGCUGCAAAUAUUGAUGAAAAGACUCUGAAGCGAGAAGGUGUUUGUGCAGCCAGUCUUCCGACCACUAUGGGAGUGGUUGCUGGCAUCUUGGUACAAAAUGUGUUGAAGUUUCUGUUAAAUUUUGGUACUGUUAGUUUUUACCUUGGAUACAAUGCAAUGCAGGAUUUUUUUCCUACUAUGUCCAUGAAGCCAAAUCCUCAGUGUGAUGACAGAAAUUGCAGGAAGCAGCAGGAAGAAUAUAAGAAAAAGGUAGCAGCACUGCCCAGACAGGAAGUUGUUCAAGAAGAGGAAGAGAUAAUACAUGAAGACAACGAGUGGGGUAUCGAGUUGGUAUCUGAGGUUUCAGAAGAGGAACUGAAAAAUUCUUCAGGUCUAGUUCCUGACUUACCCGAAGGAAUUACAGUGGCAUAUACAAUUCCCAAAAAGCAAGAAGAUUCUGUACCUGAAGUAACAGUGGAAGAUUCUGGUGAAAGCUUGGAAGACCUCAUGGCGAAGAUGAAGAAUUUGUAGAGAUAAUGGACUGGCUUAUAUUUUAUUUCCUGUGUUUAAGCCUAUUCCCUUGCAAUUAAAAAAAAACAUUUUAAAACUGAUAAAACAGGGCAACAUCAAUUGAUAUAUAAUCUUCA